AUGAUAAAACAUUUGAUUAAGAAUUAUUUCUCUAAACUUUCCAAAGGAUUAAUAUUCGAAAACAAAAAAGGGACUAAAUUGAUCUUUACCAAAAAUACUCCUGAAAAAGACAUGUUUAAAAAUGCGAAGAAUCCUAAUAAUUUUUUCAAAAUUGAAACAAGAUUACAGCUUCUAUUUGAUUAAUAUAAAACAGAAAAAAUAUUGUAAUAAAAUUAUAUUAUAUUGGAGCAAUCAAAUGAAUUAUGAUUAAAUACUUGAAAUUAAAGAGUAAUUUCUUAAAUCAGAUUUAGAAAAAAAUAUUUUUUACUCUUUUGUUAAUACAAAAUUUUAAAAAGAUAAUCAUCACAAAUAUUUUUAUUUAUAGUGUUAAAUGAUUUAUGAAUAUAUGAAUCGUUUUGAUAAACAAAUAACAGAAAAAGAAAUUUUUUCACUAUUAAAUGCUAUUUCUAAUGGUUUAUUUUAUGUUGAGGAUCAAAUUUUUUCUAAUAAAAAAAAAGAAAUUUACACAUAAGAUGAAGAAUAAUUUAUUUUAGACACUUAUUAUAAAUUAUGUGAAAGAAUAAGCGUAAAUUUGAGUAAUGAACAAACUAAAUCUCUUUGCUAAUUGAUGAAAUAUAUUAAAAGAUAUAGCUCUUCUAUAUUAGAUUAAAUAAAUCAAUAGUUAUUAGAGUCAACUGAUAAAAAAAUUAAUUUAGAGCUCAGAAUAUAUUAUACUCUUUUCUUAGUUAAAGCAGGAAUAAAUUAUUUCCCUUCGAUAAUAUAUAAAGUAAUUUUUUUUUUUGAAAUAGUUAAGAGAUGAGGUUCUAGAAAAUGAAAGAUUAUUAAGAUUACCUACUCAAUUUUUAUUUUAAUUAUUUGAAAUUUUUGGAAGAUGCAGCAGAAUUGCAUUAUGUUCAUCUGUCACUUAUAAAUUAUUUACAACAAACAUCUAAGAAUAAAACUAUACUAGACUAAAUCUAACAUAAUAAGGACUCUUACUAUAUUAUGGAUCAAAAACAUUGUCCAUAUAACAUAGUACAUUAAAACCUCUCAUUGAAUAAAAAUUGACAGAAUUAGAUUCUUUAAAAGGAAUAAAUUUUAAAAUAUUUCUAUUGACUUUAUACAACACUAAUUACAAAAGUUUAGGUUCUCUAAAAAAUGUAGAAAAAGUAAAAACUAAAUUUAUUGAGAUUGAGAAAACUGCUAAAUUUUCAAAAGAUGAAUUGAAAUUUUUCUAGGAUUUAAUUUAUUGCAUAUGA
Paramecium sonneborni is the source of this 1238-nucleotide messenger RNA. The record is from the annotation of a GenBank genome assembly. Lineage: Eukaryota; Ciliophora; Oligohymenophorea; Peniculida; Parameciidae.